Vanessa atalanta (red admiral) is the source of this 2887-nucleotide messenger RNA. RefSeq names its product RING finger and SPRY domain-containing protein 1-like. Gene Ontology annotation, molecular function: ubiquitin-protein transferase activity; protein binding. Gene Ontology annotation, cellular component: cytoplasm. Bases 253 to 1818 code for a protein of 521 amino acids. The transcript is spliced from 10 exons. The record is from RefSeq and is a predicted model, not a curated record. NCBI's taxonomy places the organism in Eukaryota, Metazoa, Arthropoda, Insecta, Lepidoptera, Nymphalidae.
UCUAAAUCACUUUAGCGAACCUAUCUUGAAACUCGAAUUAUUUUUCAGUAUGGCGUUGUUGCAGGAUAUGAACAGACUAUUAAGUAGUAACACAUAAAUCGGGCAAUUCUUUUUCGUUGUGUUAACCUAUUAUCUUUUGAACAUAAAUACAUUUUUGACUUUUUAAGUUUCAGACAUUUUAGUUGUCAUUAAGAUUGUCUCUGCUCAAGAUUUACUAUAUUCACAUGCGAGUGACCUGUGUACAAUAAAGUAAUGGGUGAUUGUUGCUGCAAAGAAAAGGAGCCCGAUGAGACAAUAUAUGCACCCACUACAACACCGGUGGUAUCCGCGAUGAUUGACAAUCGUUUGCGGAUACCCAAAGUUGUUGACCCUAAAAUAGUUGAUCAAUUGGUGCUAGAAAUGCUUACAGUGGCAGCAUCCCGAGUUGAUACUGACGAGGAAUCGCCAGUUCCUCUCGUGAAGCUCCAUGUCAUAGCUGAUAAAGAAGAGGGAUGGAUACAAAUGGUAACAUCAAUGGUGAAUGUUAUCCCCUUAGAAGAUCCCUUCGGCCCGACAGCUAUUUCUAUAUUACUAGACGAUUGUCCAUUGCCGUCCAAAGAAUCAGUUAUAAGAGUGACACGUAUGUACGCAUUGUCCGCGGAACGCGCAACCAUUGGCGACGUGAACACACGCGUUGAGCGCAACAUAUGCGUGGUGUUGGGAUGUAUCGCUGAGAAGUUAGUGGGACCAAACAGCAUGGCUAUUCUUACAAACGAUACACUCGAAUAUUUACUCGCUUUUUUGACGCCAAAUAGUGCUCCGUACAUAGUAUUGUUUGCGCUCAUAGCGCUUGAAAAAUAUGCGCACACGACGGAGAAUAAGUUGACAAUAAAGAAUCGAUUCGAGCAAUUAAACGAGCACCCUUUAUUGGAACUGGAAAAAUAUGCCGAUAGUGAUAAUUACCUGUGGCGACAGGUCGGUUUCUGCGCUAACUGGCUCCUUGACAAUCUGUUUAUCGUUGAGGGAAGGAAGUUGUCUUACGAAACCGUGGACAUGUCCGGCAUAAACGCUUUACUUAACUGUCACGACGUCAGUGAAUACUUGCAGAUAUCAAGCAACGGCCUUGAAGCGAGAUGUGACUCCUAUUCAUUUGAAAGCGUCCGCUGUACGUUCCAAGUGGAUAGCGGGUGUUGGUACUACGAGUCUAUUAUAAUAACAUCUGGUGUCAUGCAAAUCGGGUGGGCAACGAAAAACAGCCAUUUUCUAAAUGAAGAGGGUUACGGCAUUGGUGACGAUAUGUUCUCCUUGUCCUACGACGGCUGUCGUAAGCUAGUGUGGUACAACGCCAAGCCGACCCGUGUUACUCACGUACCAGCUUGGCGUCCUGGCGACGUACUCGGCUGCCUGAUCGACAUUACAAAAAAGGAAGUCAUCUUCUCACUCAACGGACAACGACUCUCGAUAUGCAAUGAAAUCUUCGAAACGACCAAGUACGGUUUCUUCGCUGCAGCUAGUUUCAUGGCGUACCAGCAGUGUCGUUUUAACUUUGGCUACGAACCGUUCAAAUAUCCACCCGUCGAUAGAGAAUUUUCCGCAUUCAAUGAUUACGGUGAACUGACCGAUGAACAGAAAAAGGUUAUACCUCGACGAAUAUAUCUAGAACAAUUGCGAUGUUCAAGUGUAAAGGAAGAUUCGUGUACGCUUUGCUUCGACGAUACCGCGUGUUGCAUUCUUGAGCCUUGCGGACAUCGUGGCUUCUGCUCCGUGUGCACAUCCCAACUGAAGGAUUGUCCAAUGUGUCGGGCUGAUAUUUUGAACGUGAAACGCGAGAUCACAUGACAAGGUGGCCCUUUAUUAAAUCGCCUCUAUAGUCGGUUUACGUAACAUUUCAUCGCUCACCACACAUAAAACAGCGGACAACAUUAGAUUCAUAUUGACGAAUGAAAAAUACCGUAGACAAUUGCUUAUUUUUAGCGAUCAAAUUGCUUUACAUAUUCCAUACAAAUCGCUUGACAAUAGACAACAUUGACGAUAAGGAUAUCUCUCUAUUACAUUGACUGUCAGUGCUGUCUAGAGAUCGAUAAAGAAAUUAGGAAACGAUUCGUCAAUUAUGCAUUUUGUCUAUGCUCGCAGAUAUUUAUUUAUAUAUCAAUAGGCAAAUUUUGACUGAAUCCUUCGGCGUGUAUCGAUUUAAACGUUAAAUAUGCAUUUAUUUGUAUUUACACAUAUUUCAGAGCUUUUUGUCGCAUUUUAACUCUAAUAUCAACAGAUAAACGUACUAAACGUUAAAUUAAAUCAAGACACAAUAGUGACAUGAAGUACGGUAUGACCUUGAUCGCCUAAUCACUCGAAUAAAAGUUUUGAUAGGAUUUUUUCUCAAUCACUUUUUGCUAUAGUUUUAGUAUAUGUCCCUUUACAUUAUAGUUGUGCAAGAUAAAGGGAUAUUAAUAAAAAAAAAUGUUUUAUCUUUUUUUUUGUCUGUUAAAAUAGUGUACGUACUAUAAUUUAUCACAGAUUAAAAUAAAGAGCUAGAUUCUAGUGAAAACAAUUAUGUUAGAGAUGACGUAACUAUUAAGAAAUAUACGAAUGUACUAUAGGGCUUGUUAAAUUUUUCUACUUGAAACAGUAUUUAUAAAUUAUUUAGUUAACUGAGAUUAUUGCGAAAAUAUAAACCGUAGAUUAUUUAAAUUAAGACAGUUUUAACUUUGGUUUUGUUGUAAAACCUAUAUGUCUAAUGGUAAGGUUAGAAUGUUAUGAGGAGCGUAUUAUAAGCCUCGAGUUAUUUUAAUAAUAUCACACAUUGUCGGGAUGCUGACAACUUUAACACGUGUCGGGCUAAGGUUACGUGCAAAACGUCAAAUUGUGUGUUUUUAUUCAGCACAAAAUAGCACAGCUUUAAAAACGCAUU